AUGGUGGUCCCAGCGGCUUCGGCGGCGUCCACUCGCUUCUCCUUCGGCCUGGCGCGCUACGCCGCCUCCCUGCACGUGGUGCUGGGGCACCUGCACGCGCGGAAUUUGAGCGGCGGUGCGUACAUCUGCUGCUGGGGCUACACCUGGGUGCCCUGGUUCUUUAUGCUCUCCGGCUUCAUCUUGUGCGCCGCGGAGAUCAAGAAUCCGCGCCAGGAGUCCUUCGUGGACUACGUGGCCCGCCGGCUCGUCACCAUCUAUCCGGUGUACGCCUUUGGUCUCCUGGUGGCCUGUUGCCUGGCGAAUCUCAACGCACCCAGCGCUUGGGUGCUGGUGCUUCAGGCGUGGCUGCUGCAAGCCUGGCUGCCCUUGAUCACGGAGUGGGGCUUGCAGAUGCAGUGCUGGUUCCUGUCCUGCCUGGUGGUCUACUGGGCACUCUUCCCCUGGCUCUUCAGGACGGUGUCGAAGCUGACACUUCACCAGGUGCUCUUUGCCAUGCUGAUGGCCAUCAUGGUGCCCGUGCUGUACCUCGUGGUACCUGACCUCUUUUAUGGGAACGCCACCUGGUACGAGUACCACGAGUGGGGCCACAUGCGGAAUUCCACCGACGCGCUGGUGGUGAUGCUCAAGUUCCACCCGGUUUGCUAUUUUCACGUCUUCCUCUUCGGCAUGCUCUUGGCGCGGUUCCGGGUGAUUCUGUCGGAGUUCGAGUUCAAGAACCAACCGGAGUACCAGAAGGUGCUGGGCGUGGUCAUGGAGCUGCUGGCUCCCUUGGGCUACGCGGGACUGAUGCUGGUCUUCAACGUCCCGGUGGCUUCCCCGCCCUUCGCCAAGCUGUCGGCCCGGAUCUUCGCGCUGCUGCCGCUGCAGGCGGCGGUGGUCAUGGGCCUGGCUGGGCUGGAGGGACAAGCCCAGCCCAGGCUGGCGCGGUGCUUCAGCCCCUUCAACUUCCUGGAGUCGUAUUCCUACUGCCUCUACGUGAUGCAGUUCAUUUGCAUGAAGGUUUGGAUCGGCAAGGACUUCGGCCUGGCCUUCUUCGUGUUCCUCAUCGCCAGCGCCGCUUUGGUGCAGAUCCUCGUGCAAAAACCGGCGGAGACGCUCUGGAAAGUAUCGCCCACCAAGGCGUCCUGGAGGAUUCCUGCGGCUCUCUGUGUGGUAGUGCUGGGGAUUUGGAUGUUCACACGAUGGCAGGCCUCAGAGGUCGCGUUGCCAGAGCUGGUCCAGCGGGACGGCUACCUGGACCGGCGCUUGCCUUUGCGCGUGGAGGGCGAUGACGAGGGAGCCAUCAUCAACCCCUCUAUCACCUUGCUGGGCGACGAGCUGGUGCUUGCGGCACGCCUCCAUCGGCGUUCCUCAAGGCUCACCCACGACCAGCGCGGAGCCGUGCUGGAGGAGAUCUGGCACUCGAAGAUCUUGUUGGGGAGCCUUACGCUGAGCGCUGAGAGCUGGCAAAGGUUCCACGGUGGGGGUCACAUCCCGGGGGACAGCAUCUACCUGCGCCCAUGGGAAGGCCUUGGUUGA
Effrenium voratum is the source of this 1518-nucleotide messenger RNA. The record is from the annotation of a GenBank genome assembly. Lineage: Eukaryota; Dinophyceae; Suessiales; Symbiodiniaceae.